AAUAAACUGAAUAAAAAAAACUGAAGAUCCACAUCGUGUUAAAUUUGAAUCUUAACGAAUAAAAAGUGGAGGGAAAUAUUAAAUCAUGUAAGUUUCGUUUUCAUCUCACAGAGUGCGUAAGAAAUAACUCGAACAUAUAUAGAUGGCGGGUUGUCAUUAAAACAGAAACGAUGCACCAUAUUUAGUAGGCUACUAGCCAUAGUGAAAAAUUGUUGAUUGUAUCUUUUAGUUUUAUAUGAAUAUAAAAGCUAAUAAGAGGUGAAAUGUGAUCUAUUUUAUAGAGUAAUGACAACAGUAGCUUCUUGUUCUUAGUUACGAAAAGCAGAAGCUCUUGCCUCAAAGUGAGACAUCGGACAUCAGUCGUGAAAAUCUGGGCAUGUUGUGUAAAAAGAUUAUUGAUAUAAAAAAAUGUCACUGAUGCCGUCAACAAUACAUUCAAUCCAAAGAAAUUUAUUGACAAAUAGGUGAAGAUGGAAGAUGAAGCUGAUCUUAGAGAACAAUUAUUUCACAACACAGUACGGGAGAAUAUUAUAUUCUUUCUUCUGUUCCUGAUUCUCUAUGUUUCAAGCUACGCCUUAAUUGCGAAGUUUCGACGAAGAGACCGUGAAGAUUAUUUUUCCGUGGAUGAAGAUGAAGCAACGGUCUACAGAAUCAGUCUUUGGUUAUGUACCGUUGCUCUGGCGGUUUCUGUCGGAGCAACCUUGCUGCUUCCGGUUUCGAUUGCGAGCAACGAAGUGUUGAUAUUAUAUCCGAACAGUUAUUAUGUUAAGUGGCUCAAUAGCUCACUUAUACAAGGUUUGUGGAAUCAUGUAUUCCUCUUUUCAAAUUUAUCUCUCUUCGUAUUUUUACCGUUUGCAUACUUAUUCACCGAGUCAGAAGGAUUUAUUGGAUAUAGAAAGGGUUUAAUGGCUAGAGUUUAUGAAACUGUGACAGUUCUUUGUUUAUUGGGAACACUUGUAUUAGGAAUGACAUAUGUUUUAUCAGCACUAAUAGAUUAUCAGAAAUCUAGCCUACACACAUUGCUCAAUUUAUGGAGUUACUAUUUGCCUUUUCUUUAUUCUUGCGUUUCUUUUGUUGGGGUUGUUAUGUUAUUGCUGUGUACACCAAUGGGAUUUGUACAGUUAUUCGGAGUAGUUGGCUCAUUUCUCGUAAAACCGCAGUUCCUAAAGAAUUUAGAUGAAGAAUUCUUUGCAUAUAGAUUAGAGGAAGAUUGCAUUCAUAGAAGAUUGCAACAUGCGAAAGCGACGGGGAAAUCAUACGUUUCGCCAGUGCCUAUGUCGAUAUUAACUUGUGGUUUAAUAUUCGAAGAUGAUGAAUUUCUUAAUGCAAAUCCAAACUUAAUGUGCUUAAAGAAUGGUGCUCUCCAGCAUGGAUUAGCUCAGUAUUUGAAAAAUAUUCAAAAACGAAGGAAUAUUUUAGAUCAGCAAAGGCGAACGUGGUGGGUUCGACGAACUUUGCUAUAUCCUUUGGCCAUGUUAGCAUUACUUAUACUUUCCACUGCCACAGCUUUAUUAGCAGUUCAAAAUACAUUAGAAUUGCUGAUUGGUAUUAAAGCAUUACCUUUGAGUACAAGGCAAUUCACUCUAGGUAUCAGCUCAUUAUCGAAAUUAGGUCCUAUUGGAGCAGCAAUUGAAGUGGCAGUAAUUUUGUACCUAGCUGCUACGAGCGCAAUAGGUUUGUACACACUUCCUGGUGUUAAACGCGUUCGACCUCGACUUCAUUCCACACCUCUUAUUCACCUUAUUGCAAAUUGUGCUCUUCUUCUUGUAUUGAGUUCAGCGUUACCAUUGUUGUCUAGAAUAUUAGGUAUGACGAAUUUUGAUUUGCUCGGCGAUUUCGGUCGCAUUGAAUGGCUUGGUAAUUUCAAAUUAGUACUAUUUUAUAAUUUAAUCUUCGCUACGGCAGCGAUUAGUUGUCUAGUAACGAAAUUUACGGCAACUGUUCGCAAAGAAAUUUAUGCCAGAUUAAGAAGUAGCUUGAUAGGAAUCUUUAAGAGUGACGGUAAGAAAAAUUCUAUAGGAAUAUGUCCUAUGAAAGAAGAUUAGACUGACUUCCGUUAUAAGCAGAGAUAAAAAUUAAUAUUCUGCGUUAAAUAAAAAAAAUGCAACUUAAAAUUGUAAAUUUUUGUAUUCGCAUAAUGUUAAUAAUAUAGAUGUGUAUAACAAUAUAUGUAUGCGAAA
Apis florea (little honeybee) is the source of this 2180-nucleotide messenger RNA. It is a transcript of the gene lili, whose product is annotated as LMBR1-like protein lilipod. Gene Ontology annotation, molecular function: transmembrane signaling receptor activity. NCBI's taxonomy places the organism in Eukaryota, Metazoa, Arthropoda, Insecta, Hymenoptera, Apidae. The record is from RefSeq and is a predicted model, not a curated record. Gene Ontology annotation, cellular component: plasma membrane. Gene Ontology annotation, biological process: signal transduction.